Drosophila takahashii is the source of this 1258-nucleotide messenger RNA. It is a transcript of the gene Clp, whose product is annotated as Cleavage and polyadenylation specificity factor subunit 4. NCBI's taxonomy places the organism in Eukaryota, Metazoa, Arthropoda, Insecta, Diptera, Drosophilidae. The record is from RefSeq and is a predicted model, not a curated record. Gene Ontology annotation, molecular function: RNA binding; zinc ion binding.
UGCGCACUAGCACAACAAAACAGCACGCGCAAAAAAGAAGAGAAACUGCAUUGUUUACCAGAACUCUAGAGUAAAUCCAGGCACCCCCGAAACCCGAGAUGGACAUCCUUCUGGCCAACGUGAGCGGGCUGCAGUUCAAGGCGGAGCGGGACCUGAUCGAGCAGGUGGGCGCCAUCCCGCUGCCCUUCUACGGCAUGGACAAGUCCAUUGCGGCGGUCUGCAACUUCAUCACCCGCAGCGGCCAGGAGUGCGACAAGGGCAGCGCCUGCCCCUUCCGGCACAUCCGCGGCGACCGGACCAUCGUCUGCAAGCACUGGCUGCGCGGCCUCUGCAAGAAGGGCGACCAGUGCGAGUUCCUGCACGAGUACGACAUGACCAAGAUGCCCGAGUGCUACUUCUACUCGCGCUUCAACGCCUGCCACAACAAGGAGUGCCCCUUCCUGCACAUCGAUCCGCAGAGCAAGGUCAAGGACUGCCCGUGGUACAAGCGGGGCUUCUGCCGCCACGGCCCCCACUGCCGGCAUCAGCAUCUCCGGCGGGUCCUCUGCAUGGACUACCUGGCGGGCUUCUGUCCCGAGGGUCCCUCCUGCAAGCACAUGCAUCCCCACUUCGAGCUUCCGCCCCUCGCCGAACUGGGCAAGGAUCAGCUGCACAAGAAACUGCCCACGUGCCACUAUUGCGGCGAACUGGGCCACAAGGCCAACUCGUGCAAGCAGUAUGUGGGCAGUCUGGAGCACCGCAACAACAUCAACGCCAUGGAUCAUUCGGAUAGGCAUUCUGGAGGACACUCCGGCUACUCGGGGCACUCGGACAACAAUAAUGACAACAACGACAACAACCAACCGCCCAGUCACCAUGGUCACCGGGAUUCGCAUGGCCCCGGCUUCGUCAAGGUGCCCACGCCGCUGGAGGAGAUCACCUGCUACAAGUGCGGGCACAAGGGACACUACGCCAACAAGUGUCCCAAGGGCCACCUCGCCUUCUUGUCCAACCAGCAUAGUCAUAAGUAGGGACGCUCUGCUCUGUAUGAUUAGAUUGUAAGAGUGCAGAAAUAAAGGUCGAAAUGGGGGACUAUCUACUAUGGCCCCCUGAAUGGCCCACGAAGAUCGCAAGAUCCCAACUGCCGCAGGUGAACGUUUUCGAUUAUUUUCAGUUUAAGCAAGUCGGCUCGCAUUUUCCAUAAAUGUCUCAUCAACUGCCAGUAGAUCGUAUUCUGUUAUCAGCGAAAUAAACAUUCUCUAUAAGUAUCUAAAAAUUA